AUGCAGACUUAUCCGGAGAAAGUCUACGACGUUACAAACUGUGUGGAAGCAUAUGGGGCCUCAUGGCUCGGCAUCUUCACCAGGAAGACGCUGGAAUUGCAAAGCGAAGAGAUUGUGCUGAAGACCCAGAAUUGCUGCGUGUCCGCCGUGCAGCGGCGGCCAUAUGCGCAGCUGAACGUUUUGGAGCAUCGCAGCACCUGCUUUGGCCUGGCAAAUGGUAUCAACUCAGACCUAGCGCCGAUGGAUGAUGAUGGAAACGGUGGCAUUGUCCCAGGGUGCGGCUGUGACGCAGUGUAUGUUCAGGAGAUCGUGCGUGAGAUGAACCUGCGGAAAGAAGGUCGUGGGAAAGUGGCGCAAAUGAGACAGCAAAAGUGCAUGCUGGAAAAAAUAACGCAGUUGUCUUUGAAAGUUCCGAUGCUUUUGAAGACGCUGGGAGUGGAGUACCCGCCGAGCGAUGCCACACUUCGGCGCGUGUUUCCUGAAGGAGCGCCCGAAAUGCGACCACUCGCCAAAGUGAUCGGCAUGGAGCCGCUCCCAGAGUUUGGAUCAAGCGAGUACGACGUGACACACUGCUGCCAAAAUAUCGCAUGCACGUCAAGGCUGUUAGAGCUUGGGCCAGAUGAAGCGACCAUCACGACAAGGCAGAGUCUCACAGGAAGCGUCAUGACAGCCAAAGUCCCUUACGCAAACAUUGAGUCGGUGGACGCCAAGAAUGCUUGCUGCUGCCUGAGCAUGUUGACAGCGGGGGAGCUCACUCAGCCUCCCGGAAAGGAGAUAGAUGAGGGCAUAAGCCCUGGUUGCGGUUGCAAUGGCCCUCUGGUCGAGCAAAUACGAGCAGAUCUUCAAGCACGCGUAGAUGUGCGCGGCAACUUGGGGCAAAUCAAGCAGCUGGAGAAGAUGAUGCUAAAGUUUCACGACGUGGCAGCUCAGCUUCCACUCAUUUUGGACAAGGUCGGCGCCGACACCUCCUACCCACCAAAGCAAGAGACAAUGACAAGCAUCUACGGAAGCUCUGGGCCGGACUUGUCUCAACGUUCUGCGGCCCCGCACGCAACAGCAAGCGAGCAGUUUGAAACUAAGGAGUACGACGUGCAGAACCAAACGCAAAAUAUUUGUGACUUGAUUUGCACGCUGGGCAUAGCAGGUUGCAGCACUCACACCUUGACCCUGGAGCCUGAGCAGGCUGUUACGAGACGCAGCAACAAGUGCUUCAAUUCUGUCGACAGGAAGCCAUAUGCACAGCUUGGUUCUGUAGACGAAAAGGUUUGCUGUUGUAUACACAGCGUCAAUGGACUUGCUCCAGGUUGCUGCGGUGACCCAGUCCUUGUUAAGGAGAUCGCUGAGGAAAUGCAGGCUCGCAAAGUGGGGCGCGGAAACAUUGCGCAACUGCGAAACCAGGAAAACACAAUGAUCAAGGCCUUGGAGACAGAUGUCCGCACGGAUGUGUUUAUGCACAAAAAAGGCAUGGAGUACCCCCCAUCGCAGCAAACACUUCACGCAGUGUAUGGGCCUUCGGUGCCAAAGCUUCCUCCAGAUGAGCCCGUGCAUUUGAACGCCUCUGAGCAAUUGGAAACGAAGAACUAUCUUAUCACGAGCGCCUGUGAUCAGUACUGCUGUUGUGGCACCACCACCAUGGAGCUCAAUGACGAGGAGGCAAUCUUCCGAUAUAACAACUGCCUUUGCAGCGACACACGAAGGGAGCCGUAUGCGCAGUUGGGCUCUGUUGAGCCCAUGUCUCAAUGCAUGGGGCAGUGCAGCAGCGUCCACACAGAUCAGAACCACAUCUGCCCUGGAUGCGGGUGCGAUCAUACCCUUGUCAACGAUGUAGCAACGGAGCUUCAAAAUCGCAAAGUCAAGCGUGGAAACAUAGCCCAGAUCCGCCUGCAGGAGAACCUAAUCCUUGAGGUGAUCAAGCUCGGAAUCAAGUACGACAUGAUUCUACACAAGGAAGGCAUUCAGUAUCCUCCAGACCAGGAGAAGAUGAAGCUUAUCUUUGGCGAAGGUGCUGCGAUGCCAGAUUUGGAUGCCCCUGCAGCACCUCGCCGCGCUUCUCGCAGCUUUAUGCAAGUGGUAGUGCCUGCUGGCCUCCGGGCUGGGGACGCGUUCCAGGUCACAAGCCCGCUCGGUGGACAGUUUGAAGUCACAGUUCCUGAGGGAGCCGUAGAAGGUCAAUCCAUACAAGUUGAGAUCCCGCGCGUUGAGCCAGCUCAAGAGACUGAGCUCGCUCCGCCACCUCGGCACAGUCAUUUUGAUAUUGCAAGAUGA
This is a messenger RNA of Symbiodinium pilosum, 2265 nucleotides long. NCBI's taxonomy places the organism in Eukaryota, Dinophyceae, Suessiales, Symbiodiniaceae. The record is from the annotation of a GenBank genome assembly.